AUGGCGGGCAAAGAACUUGAUAGUAACUUUUACAUCUUCCUGCCCAAAGUUUUGACCACUGACCCUGUAGCAGAUGUAGAACACGGAUCGAGGAAUUCAUGCUACGCAGGAGAGCGUUUAUGCUUUUUUCUGAUCGCCCAGUUCCGAGGGAACAAACGAGAAGAUGCAAAUUUUGAAAAUUGGCAGAAACGCCUGUUACGUUUGUGUACAUCUGUUAGUGUAAGCAGCAUUGAGUUAAUGACCAGAAAAGAUGACGCACAUGCAGGCGGAUUUAUUACUUGUUGGCCUGUUGGUUCUUCAAAGAUGGAGGGAGAAGACGUCGAUUUGAGGAAAAAGGUUUAUUAUUUAGAAUUUGAAUUCCAGAACCAUCUUCCAAAACACAAGUUUAUUGGGUUACGUAAGCGAUCCAGUUGGAAGCGCAAAUUGAUGUAAAUUUAGAAUUUAUCAUUCACCAAUUAUCAUUAUUUUUCCAUUUAAUUCCAAUAUUUUACUUGCGUUUUUAUUCUUAUGUGGGAACUGGUAUCAGAAACGCACUUAUACAGUUCAUUCAUUCUUCAGUUACGGUGAUUAAGUUCACGUGCCAAUUAAUUUAAGUGCUCAAAUAGCCAUGCUCGUGCGAGAUCUCCUAUAAUUCUAGUAUUCUCUGCAGACAAACUGACUUAUGUUGUGGCUAGAUUAUAUUCAAAUUGAAAUGCACAUUUUCAAUGGAGCAACUGCAGAAUACCCGGCCACUCAUUUACAUGUCAUUGAAUAAGAAUAGCGUCUAUUGUGUUAUGCCUCGAUCUUCAAAGCAUCCCGACUCCUGUUUCUGCACGGUUCUCUAUAUAUUUUCAUUGGUACUAAAGUGGAGAAUUUAUUUCACAGUCAAGACUUUCUUUAUUUGUCAGUAAUUCUCUAUAUUCUCAUGACCUUAGUGCUUGAUCCAGUGGUGAUCUCAUUAGCCGAUAAUAGAUGCUUGUCACUCCAAGGGGUUAAAGUAUGUUCCUUCAUUCUGUUACUGAUAGAUAGAACCAAGAAUUACUCAUCGUGGUGACAUCAUUUAUCCAUUGGAUGUUAGACUGAACUCAUUGCCAGCUCUGACGAGGAGGAUGCGUCUGUCAGUGAAUGUCUGGACACCAGAAUUGCAUUUCUUUCAUGAGACAGAAAAUAGGACAGAUAUUGAUUUUAGACAUUACUUGGUGGAUCAUGAUCCUGAUGACCUAAUUGAAGAAUCAAAGAAUGCAUGGCGAUGUAUAGGUAAAAAUGCAAAUACCUGCUUAAAUUCUUCUACAAGGGUAAUAAUAUUUGCAAAUGCAGGAAGAUUGAACAUUGAGUGGUUGUUAGUGUCUCAGCCCUUUCACUCCCAUGAUCUCAUCAGUAAUUCUCCUUACUGUCCUACAAUUCUUAUAAUGUUAGUUUGGAUCAUUUUGUACCGAAUCAACUAAUAACCCCUGAACUCUUCAACUCCUAAGAGUGACUAGCAUCUAAUUUCUCCUUACAAUAUCACCACUGAAUCACACAUUAAUGUCAUGAGAAUAAAGGCAAUGAUCACUAACUAAAGAAAUUCUUGAUUGUUAGACAAAUUCUCCUUGUCAGCACCUCAGUAAAUGUAUAGAGAACAGUAUGGAGAAUAUGAAUACUGAUGUUAGGGUGUAAAGGGUUAAUUUCCCACAUUCUCACUACUUGUCUAUUUUAUAUUGUGUUGAUAUUGUAAGGAGAAAUUCUGUCUCAGUCAGUCAUGAUGGAAACUCUUCUUCUUGUCAAGCAGUGAAUCGAUUUAACAUUUAAAUCAAUUCAAUAAAAGUGUGCUCUGAUUUGCAGUCAAUGCUACCCUUCCUGUCAUAACACCUCCCACACUUCGCUGCAAAUAUUUUCAAGUGGCUGGAAAGCAUUUCCUUUGCAUUGAAGGUAAGAAGUGCCCAUCUUUUCUUAAUGAUGAUAAAUCUGGAAAAAACUUUGGUAUGAACCUGGAAAGGUGGGAAGUUUACAACAUGGCAACUUAUUUGAACUCUUAGAUGAAGAGAGGCUUUAUGAGAGGGAAGUGUCUUGCCCAAGAACACAGCAAGUGGACUCCAAAGAUGGCGUGAACUCAUGAGACAUAGAAAUGUAGCCAUUGAGUCACCAUGCAUUUCUCAAACCAUGGCACAUCUUGACCUCAACAAAUGGAAACUUUUCCUUAGCUUUCUUACAAGCUCUCUUUUGUUUAUUUAUUUCCUUUUAGUUAUCAAUAUUUUGGGUAAAUCAGUCACUCUUAAUGAAGUUGAUGUGAGGACUAGUUAUGAUGUGGACAUAGAAAAUGGGAAGAACAUGAUCCAUCAUUUCAGUCACUCAAAACAGGAUUUUAAGCCAAGGUAUGAACCUUUUUUUGCCCUAAGUAAGGGCUAACAAUUGAAGUGCCAGCUUUGAAAAUCUUAAGCGUGGCCAAUUUAUGAUAUCAACCCAAUUGAUAAUACCAAAUUACUAUGAACCUUUUUGGUCAAUAAAAUAUGAAUGAAAUAUUAUUGACCUAUCAUUUGCAGGUUAGUUGUGAUAGGAAUUGCAUUGAGUAAAGCCUGAUAAAAGUACUCAGGUCUUAGUAUUCAGUUCUCACUGGGGCAUUCUUGUCAUCACACUUGAAUAUUUCAGAAUAAUUAUACAAGGUUGUCAAAACAGGCAGGCAACCUGCACAUUUCACCAUCUACUCUGAAAAAAGCUUUGGCUAUUCCAAAUGCUUGUUGCUCCCAGAACCAUUGCCUGCAAAGGGGCCUUCUACCACUAGUGCCCCCCUACUUUUUAUGGUUUAACAAUAUUGUUCCUAAGUAUUCUCUCUCACUAUUGCAGGUUUUCUUGCUUAGAUGUUUUCCCAGUCACCACAAGUGGCAACAAAGCAAGUACUUUCCCAGUUCUUCUCAGACCUUGGGAACACUAUGCAUUUCUCUUUAGAAUCAUCUAUCAUGAAAAUCAGAUGGCUUUGAACAAGGUACUUAUCAAUCACUAUCACAGACAUGGCAAACUGAUAACGUCAAGUUGUUAACUAAAAUCUAAACAUUGUCCUGUAAUUUUUCCAAGUUGUGAUGUUACCACCAUUAAGUUUGGCUGCCAUUUUUUUUCAUUUUUCUCUUAAUUUCAUACACUGUUUAGAAGUAGGUUGGUGAGAAGUAGGAGAAUUGUCAACCAAGGGAUAUUGUUUCUAUUUAACAACAAAUUCUCUGUAACAGCCAUCAAAAAAAUCUUUGGCUCUCAUUUGGGAAAACAAGCUUUCAGAUCUAAGGGGUGAAAGAGUUAAAUAAGAUCCUUUAUACCAGGAGAAUGUAGGAUGGAUUAUAGACUACACAAACAUGCCAGCAAUUAUUGGGCUAAUUAUUGAUUAAAAUGUUUGAAUUGGAAUAUUGACAGAGUUUGUUAAUUUUAGCAACUGGAAGUGGUACUCAAGGGAUCAAUAAAGUGGGAUGUUGAGACAUUAAAGGAAUGCUUCCAAACAAUUAACACUUCCUACAGGUAGAAGCUGCAGCAGUUGCACUUGGUACUCGUGGUGUUCAACAUAUCUCAGUUUGUACAUCUUGAACAAAGUGGCCCAAAUUUUUCAAGAUUUCCAUUUUCACUUCCUUUUGGUCUCCCCUGUCCCUAAAUAUGUGCGUACCCCCUUCAACCCACACUUUAUUUCAUCACAAAUUAUUGCAAGUGUCUCAUGUGAUUUGCAUGGCACAGCACUCAUUCACAUGAUCUUUUUACAUGCAAUUUGAUCAAGAUUGUGCUUGGUGAGGUAAUAAGUUGUAGGAAAUUUCUUUGAACAAGUGCAUAUGCAUUUAUCACAAAUCAAUUAAUCAAUCCCCUCCCCCCUUGGUAUAAAAUGCUCUGCAACCCUUGUCUAAAUUUGAAAAUGUAGCUCAUUAAACCUGGUGAAUGAUGUGAGGAGGUCAGUUAGUCACUUUCAGUGCCACAGUGUGCUUUUUUAGACAGUUAUUGGGCAGAACUACAAAGCUUGUUUUUUUUUCAACUGAGAGCCUUUUUUCAUUUUUUGCUUUUAAUUUUUGUUUCACCAGUCUCCCUGUGUUCAUUGUGAGAAGGUCUUCUGUGAGUGUCCGUGCAAGUUGCCAAUCAAGUGUGGGAAAAGGGAAAAGGUACAUUGUUUGACGUUGUUCAAUACAAGGAUUUUUACCUUACUGUAGUACUUAUUUUUACCUAAAAUAAUUUUUUAACCCUUUAACUCCCAAAAGUGAUUAACAAGUAACUUCUCCCAACAAUAUCCAUGCACUAUCCAGCAAACAGGUUAUGAGAAUACUCAAAUAUAUCAGGUAGAAGUUGAUAUCUUGAUCUAAAACCAAAUUCUCACAACUUAUUUACAAGGAAAUGUGUAGCAUCUUGGGAGUUAAAGGAUUAAGAAAAAUGAAUAAUUUAUAUCGCAUUUUUAUUCAUCUUUGUAGGUUUCAGGUGAAGUACACAGUUACAAACACUGAACGAGAUGAUGGAAAUGUUUCUCUUGUCUGGAGUCCAGUGAACAAUGCCUCACUGAAAACACUUAGAAAUGCUCCCAUAAUGCAUUCAUUGGUAUGCCUACAGCCAAAAGUUAAAAUUGGGUAAGAAUUGCAGUUUCUUGCUUGGGUCAAUAAAUAUUUCAGACUUGUGGUUAUAAAAAUGAAAAGUUCCCUCAUGUUAUUGUUGUAUACUGUUAUUAAAAUACUCUGUGCAAAUAACUCUAGUGGUGACAUGCUGUGAACUUGGAAUCUGCAGAAUUAAGUUUAAAUAGUAUGUGUCUUUUGUGUUUAUUCAUUUAUAUUACUUAUUUAUUGAUUUUCUAAUAUCACUCUCAUACUUGUUGUAUAUUUAGGAAUCAGGUCAUUAAAACCUUAAUUCUUCUAUGGCAAAGCAUUGUCUCUACUCAACAACAGUUACUUUUGAAAUCCUUCUUCCCAUUCUGUUUAAAUUCUCUCUGCAGUGAUGAAAGAACUGAUUUUGUUGAUAAACUAGUCAUGUUCUAAGUACUUCCCUUCAUAGUCACCUCCAUAAAAUUUGAGAGGUGUACCUUCAACUCCUCCUCAGCUGAUUCUGCUGCACACAGCUGCAGUCACAGCAGUACUCUCUUAAACCCUCCACACCUAUCAGUAUGCAUAUUCUUCAAACUCUUCUCUAUACAUUUCCUAAGUUGCUGAUGAGGAGAAUUUGUUUCACGGUCAAGAGUUUCUUCAGUGGGUGAUUGUUUCCUUUAAUCUCAUGACCUUAAUGUGUAAUUUAGGGGUGAUAUUGUAAAGAGAAAGUAGAUGCUAGGCACUCCAAGGGGUUAGGGGGUUAAUUUCUUCUUUCAAAAGUCUUUUGCCUUGACUCCAUGUAUGUUAGGCAAGGCUAAUUUUUUAGGUUCCUCUUCCCACACUUUAGUUGGUGUUUCCUUUCAUUGAUAAUUAUGGUAUUGUCAUUCAAAGGUGCUGUCCAUCUGGGUCAUCACUAACAGUGAAUGUGGAAUUCUUAGCAGUUCAGGAAGGAUUGCAUGAGGUAUGAAUUCACUAAGAACAACCAGGCAAACCUGUCUGUGUUCUUUAACCCUCUAACUCCCAGAUCAAAUUUUUAAUUCUCCUUUCUGUCAGCCAUACAAUUCUUACAAUGUUAGUUCAGAGAAUUUAGUAUUAGAUCAAUUAUUAUCCCCAAAUUGAUAUUUUUCUUUCAUCACUUAUCUGGUUGAAAUUGUAUUGAUAUUGUAAGGAGAAAUUCUGUCUUGGCCACCCAUGGGAGUUAAAGGGUUAAGAGAUCAGAAACUUAAAUACUGGUACUGAUUUGAGCAGGGAGUGGGUUAGUGUUAUUUCUCCCUUACUUGUCACAGGGUUUGUACAUAUCCUGGAAAAUCUGGAAAGCCCUGGAAUUUUAUUUUAACUUUUUCCAGGACUAGUGAGUCCUGAAAAAAGACUACAGGUCCUGGAAAGGCCUGGAAAUCUGCUUUGAUCAAGCCAUAAAGUCACCAGAAUUUAUGUUAUAAGAAAUGCAGAUAGACUGAGAAGAGAAUUGCUUAUGAGAUUUUGGGAAGGAAAGGGUUUCAUGUUAAUUUGAAGUCUGAGAAAAAUCAAUUAGGUCCUGAAAAAUUCCUCUGAAAAAGGAUACAAACCCUGCUGUAAGUUUUAAAUACACACUGGAUUUUUCAACAUCUCAUGGACGUGAAGAUACAUGGUGCCAAAGACAAAUUUCAUACACUCAGGUGACAGUUUGAAAAACCAAUUGCAGUGAAAAGCCCUUCAUAAAUGAAUUUUAAAUAUAAUAACACCAAUCUACAGUGUAUUCAUCCUUUGACUCCCAAGAUCUCAUGAGUAAUUCUCCUUUCUGUCUGCCAUACAGUUCUUAUGAUGUUAGUUUGGAGAAUUUGGUAUUGGAUCAAUUUAUAAUCCUGUAAUUGAUAUUUUUUUUAAAUUCUCAUCACUUGUUUGCUUGAUAUUGUAUCAAUGUUGUAAGGAGAAAUUCUGUCUUGGACACUCAUGGGACUUAAAAGGUUAAUAUAAUUAUGAUUUUGACUUAAAAUUGAAUAUUAAAAACCCUACCAGCAAUUACUUUACACUCAGUAAAUUAUUGUACUGUCUGUUACAAAAAGGAAGGUAUAGCAAACAUUUAACUUCAUUUGUACAAUUUACUAUUAAUGAUAAAUAAUAGUGUAAUUUUGAGAAAUCAUCACUCCCACCACCAGUACCCUUUCUAUGCGAGAUACAUGAUUUAUUUUCACCAAUUUGUACUCUUUCUCCUUAAGGUUGGUAAAUUUAUGAAGUGCAAGUGGCAUGGUGAAUCAGAUCAAGAAGAUUUCUCGGGAAGCAGAUCUGAAAGACAGAAUACUUCUCCAUCAGGAUUUACAACAGUGUCGCAUUCUUGUCAAAUUUUUGUAACAGGCAUAAGUUAGAUGCAGAUUUAUUCUCUGCUCUAACAGGUAUAUUAAGUCAAUUAUUUAUCAAUUAAUAAUUCAUAAUAUAUACAUAUAUUUGAGAGAGAUGUGGAUAUGAAUUUGAUUGUUACUUGUUGUCAUUAACAAGGUCUGUAUGCUGAAUUUGCUUUUUCUACCAGAGUGUCUACAUGUACUUUGUAUAAUGCAUGUCAUUACGCUUCAUACAUUCAUCUAUUCAUUCAUUAAGCGUCAGCAUGAUUUCCAAGUGACCUGUUAAAGGCCUUUGUUUGCAUAACACAGAAAACUGGCAGGGUACACAAUGGUAUAAAUUACCUGCAGAACAGGAGUAUCUUUUGGCAUUUUGCGGGCAAGUCUUGUCUGGGAGUCUGCUACUUGGUUCCCCAAAUAGAUACUGACUCAGGCUCGAUUACCAGCCACUGUAAGACCCCAUGCUUCUCCCUAUUUUCUCAGGGAGGAGCAAAGAUUCGACACAACAGAGUAGCCGAAAUCAAGCUUAUCACUGACCCUUCUUCAAACUAAAAAUUGUCACUUUCUGCCCCUGCUCUUAUACUUAGCUUCCAAAACCUACAGUUAUGGCUCGUUUUGCCUAGAAUCCCUUCUAACUUUAAAAAAGUGUCUUCAGUUUGGCUUCUAUGUGGUCACUGAUUUUAUGUAUAUAUUAGAAUGUACAAUAUAUGUUUCCAUCGAGGAGCAAAGUCUUAAAUUAUAGAAUGACAUAAUUAUUUCAUUACUUGAAUAUAGUGAAGAAUCAAGGCUUACAUCUUAUGAACAUAAGUAUGCUAUACAAAGUUUGGAAAUAAUGCAUAAUAAUUUGGCCAUUUAAAGAACCCGUGUUAUGGGAAACAAUCCUCAAUUUUUGUAUGUAAGUUCUGUUGAUCAUACCACAAAUGCAUGCUACCAAAUAACUCAUUUUAGGGGUAUAAUCUAGAAAUUUAGAGAAAAAACAUAGGAUUGUAAGAUCAACAACCUGAGGACUUUUUUUGUAUCAAUAAUUGCUCAACUGGUUUGUGAGAACUUUUGGAAAAUUAUAUUUAAUGAUGAGGGAGUGGAUUAAGUCAAAAAACUGUGAUGCAACAAGAGAG
This is a messenger RNA of Pocillopora meandrina, 7911 nucleotides long. NCBI's taxonomy places the organism in Eukaryota, Metazoa, Cnidaria, Anthozoa, Scleractinia, Pocilloporidae. The record is from the annotation of a GenBank genome assembly.